UGGUCCCUAGCCCGUGCACUAUGGUAGAAGGUAUUUGAUUUUUGGGAGAAUGUUUUUCCUGAUCUUUUUCAACUGAAUCGUUUAUUUCUCUCUUCAUUGCUUUGUUAUUAUAAAGGAACUGUGGAGUUUCUAGAUGUCAGUUGCUUGAUUUACAAAUUUGUGCGUUCCGUAAAUGUUGUAGUGUUUGGUGGCCUGGUUAUUUACAUAGUAUCCCGGCGCUGGACGUUAUGGCUGGGCUGUCAGUAAGGGCUUCUUCUAAAGCGCUUGUAGCUACAGCGAAUAAGGACGUGAUGCCGACAAUUGUCAUUGGUGUGAAAAGACCAAGUGCCCAAAUAUUAGAUGAGGAAACUUAUAUUGAGAGCUUGGAGAAAAUUGUGCAGCGGGAUUUCUUUCCAGAUGUGGAGAAGUUACGAGCACAGAAGGAAUAUCUGGAUGCUGAAGAAACUGGCGACUUGGAGAAAAUGAGAGAAAUUGCAAUAAAGUUUGGUUCCUCUUUGGGGAAGACACCUGGCAAUACACCUGCUCCAGAAGUAAGACUUUGCUUUCAUGCCCAGAUCUUGCUGCAUGCUGAGUCAUAG
This is a messenger RNA of Protopterus annectens (West African lungfish), 578 nucleotides long. Its product is annotated as splicing factor ESS-2 homolog. The record is from RefSeq and is a predicted model, not a curated record. The transcript is spliced from 2 exons. The coding region runs from base 228 to 578 and encodes 116 amino acids. Lineage: Eukaryota; Metazoa; Chordata; Ceratodontiformes; Protopteridae. Gene Ontology annotation, cellular component: catalytic step 2 spliceosome.